AUGUCAAAGAACCCUGUAUUAAACACCUAUAACUUUGUUAGCACUUGGAAUCGAAAGCGACCAUUGGACAGUAGUCAAUACAAGUUGAUCAUACGGCAACAACCAAAGCAAGCACGCUUAUGUAGUAAUAAAGAGAGAGACAGAAGACCUGUUGACCCUCCGCCCAUUAUUCAACUGAAAAUCGAAGGAUACAGUGAGGAAGCUCAUCCAUAUUAUUUCAUGUGUGCUAAUCUUGUACACCCGGCACAGGAGAAUAAUGAACAUUAUAAUAUGUCUCCACGAGUAUUGACAGGCACCGUGGUUUCAUCUCUACACAAAUUAAAAGAUAUCGAUAACCAGGAUGGUGGCUUCUUUGUGUUUGGUGACAUAUCAGUGCGUGUAGAAGGUCGAUAUCGCCUACGAUUCAGUCUUUUUGAAAUCAUAGGGGAUGAAGUUGUCCAUAUUUUGUCCAACCUUUCCGAUGUAUUCAAUGUAUAUUCUCCAAAGACUUUCCCUGGAAUGUCAGAAUCAACCUUCUUAUCAAGAUCAUUUUCGGACCAAGGAGUAAAAAUAAGGAUAAGAAAAGAACAUCGAAUACAAAUGAAACGACCUCCUACUCGACUGACAGAAUCAGGUGAAGAUCAAGACUUGUUAGAAGAAGAAAACGCAAAAAAGAAAAGACGGCCGACAUUCCCAUCAGUUGAUGUACCCGGUGGAGUAUUUCGUGGCCAAGCCAUGUCAUCGCCAACAUCCAUUCAACACCCAUUGAAGCCUGCAAUUGAAUAUCCACAUCAACAACGGACGCAAGACGGCAGUACUAUGAGAUCACCCUAUCUGCCUCGACAUUUAUCCGACUACCCAUCCACAUACAAUAAUUACGAUGAUCACAGUUAUGGAUCUGUUCGAGAUGAUAACAAAGCGUCCUUAGUUGAUCACUCAACAUCAUACUCUCGCGACCCGGAUUCACCCCACCCUGUUUACACGGGAGAAUUAUUCAGUGAACCGCAGCAUUACAGUAAUAGUAUCUACUCACCUAUUUCGUCUCCAAAACCACCUCGAUCAGCUAGCUUUCCAACAGCAUCACGAUCCGUUGAUACAUCUAAUCAAUACAUUCUUCCACGUCGACAUCCUCUAGCGUCUUCUGCAUCUCUUGAUGUUCCCAGAACAAAUUCUUCUCAAUAUUCACUCCCAUCUCGAUCGACAACAGCAAUGACAACAGGAUCAUCGACAUCAUCGACAUUACCGCACUAUGGUCGAAAUGACUCUUUAUCUUCUAAUUCCUCUUUAUCUUCUACAUCAACACCUUAUUAUCCAUCCCACCCAAAUUAUUCGAUAUCACCUAAAUCACGUUCUAUUCAUAGCUAUACUCGCCGUCGCUCGUCUACAACCAACGGACUUCUAACCCCGCCUCAAAACUCAAACGAUGGUACAAUACAUUAUCAGCCUAUUGCUCCCCAUCCUCCCCAUCCUAUAGCUCCCCAUCCUCCCCAUCCUGUAGCUCCCCAUUCUCCCCAUCCUAUAGCUCCCCAUCCUAUAGCUCCACUCGAUAAUCAUAACAAAAAUAACAUUAGUAGCAGUGCGAACAAUAUAGCAACACCUAGUUAUACGGCACAAUUUACUGAUAGUCCGCGAAUGUCGCAACACUCAUUACCCGUAUCACCAUCCAUGAAUUCACACCGUCAUAUUCCAACACCGACACGUACAUUCUCAGUGCCCCUGCCGCGACGUCGGCCUUCUCCGCCACCCAGCAAUUCAAAUGUCACUCUUCCUCCAAUAUCUAGUCUAUUCUCACUACAGCAUCCGAUGAAGAGAAGUUUAUCGAACGAUCAUACAUACACGCCUUCCGAUAACCAUCCGCUUCACCAUUAUCCGCAACAUCACAAUACAGAACACCAACCACUUUCUUUACAUCAAAGUCACGAUGAUCGUCGUAGUCUUGCACAUCAUAGUCAGACUUCAGGACAAUUGCCUCCACAUGAUAGUGGAAUUGCAUCGGGUGGUGAAGACCCGGGUAGAAGUUGGAAUAGAUAUUAG
Molecule: messenger RNA, 2013 nt
Organism: Paraglomus brasilianum
Lineage: Eukaryota; Fungi; Glomeromycota; Glomeromycetes; Paraglomerales; Paraglomeraceae
Source: the annotation of a GenBank genome assembly